Messenger RNA from Candidozyma auris, 2121 nucleotides. RefSeq names its product histone deacetylase (gene HOS3). Lineage: Eukaryota; Fungi; Ascomycota; Pichiomycetes; Serinales; Metschnikowiaceae. Bases 1 to 2121 code for a protein of 706 amino acids. Gene Ontology annotation, molecular function: histone deacetylase activity. The transcript has a single exon. The record is from RefSeq and is a predicted model, not a curated record. Gene Ontology annotation, cellular component: nucleus.
AUGCCACCUAACGAUCGUGAGGAUGAAAUUGAGGACUCAUUAAUAACUCAAUUUGAGACUACCCUUAGUAUUCGGCCAUCGAACGAAGUGAAUGAAGCUGAGGAUAUCACGAUAGACCAGAGUACAGUUUAUGGCAAACUCGACUCCGAUGAACAAAAAUCCGAUCAACAGAUUUCGAGAAGCAAAUCCAUUGAGGAAGCCGAAAUUAUAGAUAUUGUCCAAAAGCAUGAGAACGAUGUUCAAAGCAACAAAGCUGUGUUGCGAGAGUCCAAGGAAACGGAAACAGUAGAGGGUUUGAUGAGAAGGGAACUCUUAAAAAGCUACCCGGGCAUGGCAGCUAUGCUUGAGCCAUCACCACUCAUUGACCUAAAAUUGAGCAAAUUUGAGAGAACUUUUGCAGAAUUUAUGAAUGCCAAUCCUCAAAUUAAUCAACAGAGCCCAAGAUUUCUGAACGAGGCCGAUAAAACUUUGAUUCUUCUUUCACCAUAUUCUACGGAACAUGCAUUUGGUCGUUCUUGGGUUCUGAGGUCAUACCUUGCGACAAUUUUUGAGAGACCACAACGAUUACUUGCAUCUUGCAUUGGUGUUACUGCAGCACUUUCCAUGUAUCCUUUUUUUUAUUCCAUAAGAAAUUCUGAAAGAAAAGGCUCUAUUUUCGCAAAGCAUGUAAGAGUUGUCCAUGGCAAACUGUGGCCGAAGACUUUGUUCGAUAUGUGUUUAAAAUCUCAUGAAAAGCUUAUAAGAAAAGAAAUCGAGGUUCCCCCUGAGUGGAAUCCGGGUGACAUUUAUUUAACCCCUAAAAGUAUCACCGCCUUAGAGGGUGUUAUCGGAACAAUAGAAACAGCAAUUGACUCAAUUUUUGGUAAUGGUAUUGAUACAGAGAGACAUAAUUUAGCAUUUGCGGUCCUUCGCCCACCUGGCCAUCAUUCUCAUGCGUGCCUCCCCAGUGGUUUCUGUGUACUUAACAACGCUCAAAUUGGCGCUGAGUAUGCCUUUCAGAGGUAUAGUGUAACUCAUGUUGCUAUACUUGAUAUAGAUCUUCACCACGGCGACGGCACCCAGGAUAUAUGCUGGGAGCGAGGUGGAUUUCAAGGGGACUUUGGUAAAAAUGAAAAGGACGAGGAACUCAAUCCAACAAGAGACGAAAACGGGAAAUGCAAGCCAUCGCUUCCUAAAGUCGGUUACUUCUCUUUGCAUGACAUUAAAUCUUACCCAACUGAGCUUGGCUUUGCAUCCAAAGAAAAUAUCAAAAAUGCCUCAAUGUGCGUAAUGGAUCACGACAUCAAUAUUUGGAAUGUUCAUCUACAAGAGUGGCUGUCUGAAGAAGAAUUUUACAAGCAUUAUCAAACGAAGUAUGUGGCAAUUUUAAAUCGAGCGAAUCAGUUUCUCAACCAAGCCAGAAGGCAGUACGAGCAGGAUUCUGCAAAUUAUAUCUCAGAGGUCGCCAAAUACAACAAGUAUAUGAAAAAGCCAAGUCAAUUCAAAACUCCUGUGUCAAAACCAACACCAUUGACGCCCUUCAAACCUCUUAUAAUUAUAUCUGCUGGGCUCGACGCCUCAGAAUAUGAGGAUCCUCAAAUGCAGAGACAUGGUAUAAAUGUACCGACAUCCUUUUAUGCUAGAUUCACUAAGGAUGUUGUCAAAUUGGCUAAAAUUCAUACAGAAGGCAAGGUAGUAUCAUUUUUGGAAGGAGGGUAUUCUGAUGCUGCAUUGAUCUCUGGGGUGUUUUCUCACCUUAUUGGCUUGACUAAUAACCCAGAACAGGUCGGUGAUGACCCUGUACUUUGGAAUGCAACUUGGGGAAAUGAUCAUGUGGUGAAGGAACUCACAAAAGGUUGCAAACGUGGUUGGAUUCCGUACAAAAACCCAAGAACGGAAGUCACUAUCUGGGCAAAUGAGGUAAUUAAGUUGGGCAGGCUGCUUAUGCCGAAUUCAAUCUUACCAGCUAACUACAUGUACAAUCAAGCCACGGACAACUCAGAUGAUGGCUUGCCUGUAGAGUAUUAUAGCAGAAUGCUUCGUGACAUCUAUGAUGAAAAACCCUCAGUUGAUAUUUGUUACAACAAGGAUGUGAAAGGCGGGCGUAUUUUGCGAAACAACAGACAUCAAGCCAAGCGAUGA